GGAGCCAGGCCUCUGACUUUGUCACGGGGCUUUAUAGCAGAAAGGUGGGAAGCAGCCCGCAAGACCUUUUCCUGGCCUGUUGACUUGGUGUCCAAUAUUCUUUCUCCACAAUGGACUCUCCAUUGAAAAAGAACGAGCCGGACAGUCCCAGAUUUUAUCACUUGGAACUUUAUGACUCCCUUGAAGAUUUCCUUCCCGAGGAACCAUUUAGAAGGCGAGAUCUGUCUGCGUCUGAAAACAGGGCCACCCAAGAUGUAGAGAAGCAAUGCACAAGUCAUGCGGAGUGUCAGGAUCAGCAACUCACAGACGAUGCGAGAGAAGAGAAUGACAAGGCUGACAAUAAUGUUCUUGAGGAUAAGGAUGAAAGCAGACAGUCCUACCAAGAGAAAGAACUAUAUUGCAUUACUUGCUGUGUUCCAGUGACAGCCUUUAAUAGCAAGUGUAAUAAACAUCAAGAGCACGAAGUCAUGUCCCUUGCGGCUGUGGUGGAAAUCGCAAAGGAUGAGCUUCAGAAAAACAUUGGCCGAUUGGAAGAUCAAAUUGCUCACCUGGAGAGUUUUGCUAGCCACUUGGAGGAAAUUUUUAUUACUGUAGAGGAGAAUUUUACCAGGCAGCAGCAGAACUUUGAGAAGCGUUACGAGGACAUAAUACAGAUCUUUGAGCAACGCUAUGAAGAAAAUAUGCAGGCUUUGGGAGAGGAGAAGAAAGAAAAACUGCAAGCUUUGUACAAACAACUGGUCGGCUGUGGAGAAAACCUGGAUACUUGCAAAGAUCUCAUGGAAACCAUCGAAAACCUUGACCAGGGUGAAAAAAAAGUGGAAGCCAUCAAGACUGCAGUUGCAACAAUUCACAGAGUGCACACCUUCUUGGAAAAGGAUGUGAGCGUAGAUCUCUCAACUCCAGCAGAGUUUGAAGACCGAGUCAUUGAUUUCUCAGACAUUCAGGAGCUAUUGAAGUCUGUUAGCUUUUCCCCAAUCUCUACCCCCCCUUGUGCGCCAGUGAUGAACGCUCAGGAUCCCAGUUCAGCUACUGGGACGUCUGUGAAAAUUUGCUGGAGCUUUUUCUCAGAAGAUAUUGUGGAAAGCUACCAACUCUAUUACAAGCGAGUGAGCAAUGACACAUCCAACACGGAGCAAGAAGAGUUUAAGCUAAAUGUGAAAGAAACCUACUGCACAGUCGCUCAACUGGUGCCUAACACACAAUAUGAAUUUUGGGUAAAAGCAGUAAACAGAGCUGGGGUCAGCUCAGCCAGCGAAAGAGCCGUGUAUAUGACAGCUCCUCUGCCGCCUGUUAUCAAAGAGAAGGUGAUUCAGAGCUGUGAAAACGCUGCCCUGGUGCAAUGGGAAUGUGGAAAUAUUAAUCCCGUGGAAUCCUACACUGUUGAGUUGUCUAAGAUGGCUGGUGGAGAUGGAGGAGACAUUCUCACUGAAUCUGUUGUUGGAAUUCCAAACUGUGAGGCACUGAUUCAGCUGGAGCCAAAACAAAAUUACCUUCUCUUUGUGAAGGCCAUCAAUAUAGGAGGAUCUAGCGAAAGGAGUGAGCCAGCUUCUAUCUUUAGCACAGGAACUGUAUUUACCCUCAACGAAAGGACAGCGCAUCCCUCCUUGUCCAUCCUGGAAGAUGGGCUGACACUGGUCUGCCACAAAAACAAGAGUGCCCAAAGUGACACACCCUUUGGCGAAGACAGUUUUACAAGAUCCAUUGCUGUAAUGGGAUACCCGAUCCCAUUCCGAGGAAAACAUUACUGGGAGGUCGACGUUGAUGAGAUCACUGAAUAUUGCAUUGGGGUGGCUUUUGAAAAUGUACCAAGAGAUGAUUACUUGGGUGCAAGCCAUUCCUCCUGGUGCAUGAAGCACACCAUUACUUCCUCCAGCCAUGUCUAUGAAUUUCUCAACGAUGGGAUAACACCCAACAUCAAGAUCACAGUUCCUCCUGAGAAGAUUGGCCUUUUACUGGACUACGAUGAAGGGACUCUCUCAUUUUUUAACGCUGAUAUCAUGCAACACCUGUACACCUUCCAUGGCAACUUUCAAGAAUUUGUGUGUCCCUGUUUCGCGGUGAAAGGCGUCGGCGUGCUCAAGAUUCGAAAUGGUAUCACAGUACCGCCACAAGUUGCUUUGUGAUUCAGGGUAGCAAGAUGCAGCACACUUAAUAAGCAAUGUAGCACACUUCCAGCC
This is a messenger RNA of Protobothrops mucrosquamatus (brown spotted pit viper), 2177 nucleotides long. It is a transcript of the gene FSD2, whose product is annotated as fibronectin type III and SPRY domain containing 2. Gene Ontology annotation, molecular function: protein binding. The record is from RefSeq and is a predicted model, not a curated record. NCBI's taxonomy places the organism in Eukaryota, Metazoa, Chordata, Lepidosauria, Squamata, Viperidae. Bases 111 to 2123 code for a protein of 670 amino acids. The transcript is spliced from 13 exons.